AUACUGACCAUUUGAUAAUUGGACCAAUUGCGACUAGAGAUUGGACAAACAAUCGCCCUCUGAAGUUCCUUCCGUUUCCAAUUCGCAGCCAUGCCUACUGUUAGCGUCGGCAGAGAUCGCCUCUUCCAAGCCCUAGGCCGCGAGUACACUCAAGAAGAGUUUGACGAUUUAUGUUUCAAUUUUGGCAUUGAGCUUGAUGAUGUUAUGACAGAAAAAGCCAUAAUCCGGAAAGAGAAGCUCUUGGAAGAUGAAAAUCCAUCUGAGGAUGAGGAAUGGAUAUGCAAGAUUGAAGUUCCGGCUAACAGAUAUGAUUUGCUUUGUCUUGAGGGUCUUGCACAAGCCCUCCGCAUUUUUAAUGGGAUUGAUCCAAUACCUACCUAUAGUGCGGCAAACAUCAGUAAAGAAUCUAUGCACAAAAUGCAUGUAAAACCAGAGACGUUGAAGAUUCGUCCAUAUGUUGUGUGUGCUAUUUUAAAAGGUGUUUCAUUUGAUGAAGCUCGAUAUAAUAGCUUUAUUGAUCUUCAAGACAGACUUCAUCAGAAUAUCUGCCGGCGAAGAACCUUGGUAGCGAUAGGAACACAUGACCUGGAUACAAUAGAAGGCCCUUUCACGUACGAGGCUUUGACACCUCCAGAAAUAAACUUUGUUCCUCUGAAGCAGAUGAAAAAACAAAGAGCUUCAGAGCUUAUGGAAUUUUACAAAUCGGAUCUGAAACUGAAAAAAUUCUUGCAUAUAAUUGAGGAUUCACCAGUGUUCCCAGUCAUAUAUGACAGCAACAGAACUGUUUUGUCUUUGCCUCCAAUUAUUAAUGGCGCACAUUCUGCCAUUACAUUGAAGACAAAGAAUGUUUUCAUUGAAUGCACAGCAACGGAUUUGACAAAAGCCAAAAUUGUAUUGAACACAAUGGUAACCAUGUUUUCAGUGUAUUGUGAAAGAAAAUUUGAGGUUGAGCCAGUAGAAGUAACAUACUCUGAUGGAAAAUCGUUCAUAUACCCAGAUCUAUCACUUUACCAAAUGGUUGUGCCUUUAUCAUACAUUACCAGUAUAGUUGGAGUCUCCUUGCCAGCAAGCAUGGUGGCCAGCUUGUUGAACAAAAUGCAAUUACAUGCUGAGCACUCUGUAUCAGAAGACAAGCAAACAAGUUUUAUUGUUUCUGUUCCUCCCACAAGAAGUGAUAUUCUUCAUCCAUGUGAUGUGGCUGAGGAUGUUGCAAUUGCUUUUGGUUACAAUGAAAUUCCCAAGGCAAAACUGGCAUCUCUGCAACCACAAUCUUUGAAUCAGCUCAGUGAGCUUAUUCGAAUGGAGAUCGCGAUGCUUGGUUACACAGAAGUAUUAACGUGGAUAUUGUGCUCAUAUAAAGAAAAUUUCACCAUGCUCAACCGUAAAGACAACAAGGCAACAGCAGCAAUCAAUGGAAAUCCACGUUCUGCUGAAUUUGAGGUUGUCCGUACCAGUCUUAUGCCUGGCAUAUUGAAAACCAUUGGGCAUAAUAAAGACCACCCAAAACCAAUAAAGGUAAUGAGAAUAUUUAAUGUGAUCUUCCUUGUAUUUAUGUUUAGCAGACUUAUUUGCCUCAUCAUUAAAGAAUUUUAGGAUCCACCAUUCUAUCUGCCUGAAAUGAGCAUAGCAUGUAAAAAGUUGUUUUUUUGCUGUGAUCAUGCCAAAACUAGAUAUGUGGAACUGCAUGUCCUUGUUAGUAUAAACCCUCAGGGAAUUGAAAUUUUUGAAGGGAUUUACAAUGAUUGGCUAUGUUCUGUAGAUUGUUCACUUUGAUUUGUUUGUUGAUCUGAUCAAAAGAGGGUUCUUAAACUAAAUGAUUGAUGUUGAGGAAACAUCCAUCUAGUGCAAUUCUCAUGUUUUUAGACAUCUAGUACUAGUACUACUUUUACCUGCAAGUAGUAUAAUUUAUAAAUUGCUUGAGGUAGUUGAUGUCAAAGGCUGUGGCUGUCUUGCAUGUCUGAUA
This is a messenger RNA of Olea europaea var. sylvestris, 1963 nucleotides long. RefSeq names its product phenylalanine--tRNA ligase beta subunit, cytoplasmic. Lineage: Eukaryota; Viridiplantae; Streptophyta; Magnoliopsida; Lamiales; Oleaceae. Gene Ontology annotation, molecular function: phenylalanine-tRNA ligase activity; RNA binding; magnesium ion binding. Gene Ontology annotation, biological process: phenylalanyl-tRNA aminoacylation. The coding region runs from base 91 to 1593 and encodes 500 amino acids. Gene Ontology annotation, cellular component: phenylalanine-tRNA ligase complex; cytoplasm. The record is from RefSeq and is a predicted model, not a curated record. The transcript is spliced from 16 exons.